Messenger RNA from Uranotaenia lowii, 1197 nucleotides. RefSeq lists its product as uncharacterized. Gene Ontology annotation, molecular function: olfactory receptor activity; odorant binding. Gene Ontology annotation, biological process: sensory perception of smell; detection of chemical stimulus involved in sensory perception of smell. NCBI's taxonomy places the organism in Eukaryota, Metazoa, Arthropoda, Insecta, Diptera, Culicidae. Bases 93 to 1124 code for a protein of 343 amino acids. Gene Ontology annotation, cellular component: plasma membrane. The transcript has 2 exons. The record is from RefSeq and is a predicted model, not a curated record.
UCGAGAAAGCUUUCAUAAUUUGCCGUCGAUGUCUCUUCAUUGUCGGAGUUGACAUUUUCUCUGAAACCUGGAAGCCUACUAUAUGGUCCUUCAUGCCAAUCGGUUCGAUGACCUCUUACGUGUUUUUUGCUUCGUAUUUUCUAGCGCACCAUGUGGACACGAUAGAGUUUAUGACGGAAUGCGUGGCAGCUAUAUUUACGAUUGGAGAACUGGCGGUUGCUAUAAUUAAUAUUCAUCUUGAUCGUCAGUCCUGGCUUGAUAUUGUGGAAGAAAUGCGCAACUCUGCAACCCCAUACAUAAAACAUGAGCUGACGCACCUUUUUGAUAACUACUUUCAUCGGAGCAUUUUUUUCGUAAAAGUUUACUACUUUCUGGUUGCAUCAACCGGUAUAAUGUACAGCACGACGGCAUUCAUAUUACCUGAUCCUCGGAAAUACGGUUUACCAUUGCCAGCAGUAUUACCAUUUUUGGCCAGUGACUCCGGGUUAUUCUACACUGUCAAUACAAUCUAUCAGAACUUUGUUUUGCUGAGCUCCGUACACGCAGCGGUGUUUCAAUUUGUAAUCAACUUAUUCGGAAUUUUAGUUGCAUGCUGUCAGAUAGAUGCAAUUAAGUUGAUUCUCAAAAAAUUCAAUGGUUUAAUAGCUGAUCCCACGACCUCGGAAGAGAUUUUAACGGAAGAGCUGAUGGAAAUUAUUCGACUGCAUGGUCUGGUUAAAACUUACAUGUCCCAUUUCCAAGAUAAAUUUGGAUGGAUGUUCUUUGUUUCCUUCUUUUCUAUUGGAUCAAUUGUUGCUAUGUCCAUGAAUGCUGUGUCGAACAACUUAUUUUCAUCCAUCACCAUUCUGAUGAUCAGCACCGCUUCAACUUCUUUGAUGUAUUGCGCUAUAGGAACUUAUCUGAUAGUGGCCAAUGAAAGCCUGACUCGAGCAAUCUAUGAGUUGGAUUGGUACAUUCUGUCGACAUCGAAUCAGAAAUUGUUUUCUUUUAUGCUGGCAAACUCACAAGAAUCGGCAGCAUUACAUGCCUAUUUUUUUCCCAUAGAUUUGUCUACUUUUGUUCAGAUAAUGAAAGCAUCAUUUUCAUAUUUUUCCAUUCUCAAUCAGAGAAGUGCUGCAGAAUAAGUAGUAUGCCUAACAGGAAGCAAUAGUAAAAAUAUUCAAAAACCUUAUAAAAAAAUCAAGGCGAAAGUUAUAA